GGUAACGCGGCCCGGCCCGGCGGUGGAGGGAGGCGGUCUGGCCCGGGUCUGGCCCGGCCUGGCGAGCGCCUCGAGCGGAGCUAUCCUGGGGCGGUCCCGGGCCUUUCCUUUCUGGAGAGCCCUGCGGGAGACCUCGGUACCGGAGCCCCGAGACAUAUUUCCUGUCAUGGUGAACGAGCGGCAUAAUGGCAACCUGCUUGUGCACCUGGGGCCCAAACUGCAGGCCUACCCGGAGGAGCUGCUGCGGCAGCGGCGAGGCCACGAUGGCCAGCCUGAGUACCUGAUCCAGUGGAGUGUUGUCAGCCUGGAGGAGAGAGCAGUGGGAGGCAGCAGUGUCUCCUCUGCAGAGAUCAAGCCGGAGAACAUCUCGAUGUGGAUGUCCGCGGAGGAGGUCUGUGCCAGCUGCCCGGCGCUGCUGGGCAAGAGGAAGCCGGAAGGGCAGUGGGUGAAAGAGGAGAAGGCAGCCAGCCCGUUUGCUGCCGAUGUCCCGCUGGAUGAAGCCUCGCUGCUGGAGAUGAAGGCUGAUGUCAGGAGCCUGGUGCAGCGAGCUGGCCGUCAGAUGUCUGAGACCGGGGCGCCCGAGUCCUCCAUCCUCAACACCAUCCACGUGCUGAGUGCGUACGCCAGCAUUGGCUCGCUGGCGGGUGCCUUCAAGGAGACGGGAGCCCUCGACUUGCUGAUGAAGAUGCUGUGCCACAAGGAGAAGCAAGUCCGCCGCAGUGCCGGCAAGAUGCUGAGGGCCCUGGCUUCGCACGACGCAGGGAGCUGGGCCUAUGUCCUGCUGUCCCUGAGCCAUCAGGAUGGCAUUGAGCAGCACAUGGACUUUGAUGGUCGCUACACCUUGCUGGAGCUGUUUGCUGAGACAACAUCCUCUGAAGAGCACUGCAUGUCCUUUGAGGGGAUUCACCUUCCACAGAUCCCCGGGAAGCUGCUGUUCGUCCUGGUGAAGCGCUACCUGCGUGUCACUUCUCUCAUGGACAAGCUCAGCAGUGGCAUGGAGCAGGGAGGGGAGCAGCAGGACUGCACCGUGCCCAAGCUGCUGACUGAGGAGAGGAGCCGUGUGAAGCAGGAGUUUGAGUUCAGCAUGGCUAUGGCAAACCUCAUCUUGGAGCUGGUGCACGUGAUGGGCUGGGACCACAGCCACGAGCCAGAGCUGCUGCCCCAACAGGAGCUGCGGCCUCACACCACCCACUCCAUCUUCUGGCGCAGGGCCACAUCCUGCACUGCUACUCAAGAAGCCCCCACUCCUCCACCAAAAGAACCCAGCAUCUUCAAGACGCGCUCAGCCUUCCCAAGCCGCAGCAGCUAUGUGGAGUAUGUGCAGGCGAACCUGGUGCGUGGCAUGCGGGUGCGCAUGCUGGAGGACUACGAGCAGGUCAGCGCGGGUGACGAGGGUGACUUUCGCCAGAGCAAUGACGGCACGCCGCCCGUGCAGGUGUACUGGCAAGCCCUGGGCUGUACAUACUGGGUUCACUGGCACAUGGUGGAGAUCAUCGGCCCUUUAGGGCAAGAGGAACAUGAGGGCCCAGAGAAGGUGUCCACCCUGAUGCACAACCACAAGCUGGCAGCAGUUGCACAGCCGUUUUUCUGCAAGCCUUUUGGGGGGCUGUACUCCCUGCCUUACCUGGGGGAGCAGCCGACCAAGGCUGCAGAGGCCCUGAGCCGUGCUGAGUGGUGGGAGCUGCUCUUCUUCGUGAAGAAGCUGGAAGCAGAGGAGCAGAAAGAGAUCACCUCUCUCAUCCAGCAGGACCAGGGAGAGCAGGUGUCGGAGGUGGAUGAAGAAGCCCUGAUCCAGCUGUCGGUACCUGUGAAGCUGGCCCAGAAGGUGCUGCGGGUCUUGGAGAAGAGGUGCCACGGCAGCGCUCAGCGUGACCUGCGCGGCUCCCACGUCUAUGCCAAAUACUUCCUCGGUAGAGGAGCCGAGCAGGAUGGUGGGGGGAGCACCGUGGUGUCCUCGGAGAGCGCCGACUGCAGGAGCACUGGCCCUGAAGCCACGACGGCCAAGGCAGAGGAGGAGGACCCUUCCGCAGCCACAGUGCUGCCCCACACCCCCGCUGCAGCAGUGAAGUCGGAUUCCCAGCUGUUUGGCGAGCUCCUUGAGAGGGAAGGGUUGUUCUUCCCAGAGGUGACAGAGGAGCAGAUGAAAGUGUUGGGCAGCUGCAAGGGGGUGAACGAGAGGGGCUCGCUGGCCAAGAUUGCCACCGUGGUGGACGUGAUCCAGAGCAGCAGCUCCGAGGUGGGGCUGCGCUUAGCUGGGCUCAGGCACAUCACGAAGAUCCUGGCGGAAGAGCCUGAGCCCGAGCAGCAAGUCGGCAAAGCCCAGGGCAGGCUGGGGACCAGGAGCGUCGGGGAGAAGCUGGUGAAGGUGGCAGUGGAGCUGCUGAGCACCGAGGUGGCAGAGAAGGCCCUGGUGGUGGUGACGCUGCGGCUGCUGGCCGUGCUCACGGCAAAGUACGACUGGCGCGUGCCGUUUGCCACGGAGGGUGGUGUGCGGGCUGUGCUGGCCUGCAUGCAGCAGCACCCGUCCUCCGCCCUGGUGCAGCAGGCUGGCCUGGCGGCCCUGAAGGUGCUGGUGGGAGCUGUGGCUGAUGAGCCGGGAGGUGCCGGCGGGAAGCCCUUGCCCCUGAACCAUGCCGACGCGCAGAUGAUGCGGGAGAUCUUUGCCAGCAUCGGCUCUGCCUCCAGCCAGGGCUCAGCAAGCUUGCUGAGUGCCAUCCCUGCUGCCAUCAGCACCAUGCAGAGGGUCCCAGGGGGCUCCUCAGGUGUGCAGAACGGCUUGCUGGUGGUGAACAUGCUGAUCGACAGCCACCGGGGCCUGGCGGAGCAGCUGUCGAGCUGCGAUCUCCCCACGGUGCUGCAGAGCUGCUGGUGGGACGGGCAUAGCACCGGCUGCCCUCACGCGAUGCUGGCCCUCAGCGCGAUCAACCGCCUCGCAGAGCACCGGCUGCCCCUGGGCCAGGAGACAGCAGGCAGAGAGGUCCCGCUGGACCUGAGGGACGUGCGGAUGCUUCUGGGCGGCCUGGGGGACGGCAUCUUGUCCAAGGACGUGGUGGUGGCCCUGGAGCGGCAGCUCUACAGUGAAGGCCCCGUCACCUCUGGCGAGGUGGCGCAGCUGCUGCAGGACCGCAGGUGCUUCAGGCUGCUGCUGCGCAGCUUUGAGCUGCUGGGGGCGGAGAAGGCUGUGAGUCUGAACAUGCUCAGGAUCCUGAACAAGUUCCUGGAUGCUUACCAGGAGGACGCGCUGCCCUGGCAUGAGUGUGUGGAGCCCUGUUUGUCCUCCCUGAGCGCCCACAGCAGCGACCGGGAGGUGGUGCAGGAGGUUGUUGGCUUCCUGCACCGGCUGGCCACAGCCAGCAAGGACUGCGCGGUGGUGAUGUGCCGCGUGGGCGCUCGCGAGGCUCUGUCCAAAGGCCUGGACAAGCACGGCACGGCCCCGUCGCUGGCGCCAGCCCUGCUCGACCUGGUGAUCGACUGUGAGAAGUACGCCAGCCUCUACAAGAAGCUGACGACCAGCAUCUUGGCUGGCUGCAUCCAGCUGGUGCUGGGGCAGAUUGAGGAGCACCGCCGGAGCCACCAGCCCAUCAGCAUCCCCUUCUUUGACGUCUUUCUGCGCAACCUGUGCCGAGGCUCCAGCGUGGAGGUGAAGGAGGACAAGUGCUGGGAGAAGGUGCAGGUCUCCUCCAACCCCCACCGGGCGAGCAGGCUCACGGACAGGAACCCGAAGACCUACUGGGAGUCGAACGGCAGCACCGGCUCCCACUUCAUCACUGUCCACAUGCAGUGUGGCGUGGUGGUCAGGGAGAUGAGCAUGCUGGUGGCCAGCGAGGACUCCAGCUACAUGCCAGCCCGUGUCGUGGUGCUGGGGGGAGACAGCCCUGCCACCGUCAGAACCGAGCUCAACGCGGUGACCAUCCUGCCCUCAGACAGCAGAGUGAUCCUGCUGGAGAACAUGACCCGCUUCUGGCCUGUCAUCCAGAUCCGGGUGAAGCGGUGCCAGCAGGGUGGCAUUGACACACGCGUGCGUGGCAUCGAGGUGCUGGGUCCCAAGCCCACUUUCUGGCCCAUCUUCAAGGAGCAGUUGUGCCGGCGGACGUUCCUCUCCUGCACUGCCCGGGCUCAUGCCUGGUGCCAGGAGAUCUGCCAGGACCGGGGGCAACUGCUGCAGCUCUUUGGCAGGCUGAACCGAGCACUGCAGCACGAGCAGAGCUUUGCCGACCGCUUCCUUCCUGAUGACGAGGCGGCCCGGGCCUUGGGCAGGACGUGCUGGGAGGCCCUGGUGAACCCUUUGGUGCAGAGCAUCACCAGCCCAGACCCCCACGGCGUCAGCCCGCUGGCCUGGCUGCUGAGCGAGUACCUGGAGAGCAUGGAGCUGCCCCGCCGUGCCACGAGCCGCAGUGCUGUCUUUGGUUCCCGUGUGCGGCGCCUGACCCAGCUGCUGGUGCACGUGGACCCUGGUGGCCCAGAACCAGAGGAGGCAAGAGCAGCUGGCGGGAAGGAGGGGAAGACCAAGGAGGUGCCGGCCAGGGCUGCGAAGGCGGUGGUGGAGAAGUCGAGCAGCCUGUGGGGCAUCUCGCAGUGCUGGCGCCACGUGGUGCAGCAGCAGGUGCAGAGGUUCCUGGAGGCAGCAGGGCAGGCGCCAGACCUUGUGGAGCGAUACUGCGGGCUGUACCAGCGCCUGCGCGGUGCCACGGAGGAGCUCUUUGGGCAGCAAGCCUCUUUUGUGCUGGCCCUGGGCCAGGGCUUUGCGGGGGCUUUGCUGCAGCUCUCCUUCCUUACCACCCUGCAUGUGAGUGAGCAGUUUGCCCGCUACCUUGACGGGCAGAUCCAGGAGCUCCAUGGGGCUGCGGGCAGUGCAGGGCCACUGCAGCGGCUACAGCAGAUCCUGGAGCCCUUCGUCGUCUUCAGUGGCCUGGAGCUUGCCCACACCUUCGAGCACUUCUACCGGCACUACCUGGGGGACCGGCUCCUGGCGCAAGGGCCGUCUUGGCUGGAAGGAGCCAUCGUGGAGGAGAUCGGGUUGUGCUUCCCCAGCCGCUUCCCCCAAGGGAUGCUGAGCAACCUGGCUGAGUCGGAGGAGCUGCAGCAGCAGUUUUACCUCUUCCAGCUGCAGGAGCAGGACAAGCGGCUGCUGGAGCUGGAUACGGGCCUGGCCGAGGCACUGGGGACGGCCUCAGAGGCAGCUGUGCCGGAGGUGAAGGUGCUGACGCUGUCCCCGCGCUGCUGGCCCGUUUCCCCGUUCUGCUACAUGGAUGAACCUGGGAGGUUUUUCUCGGCGUCCCUGAGCUCCCCCCUGCAUGAAUUUGCUGACUUCUGCCAGCAGAGCCAGAGCCAGCUGGUCUGGGAGUGCACGAAGCCUCGGCGGUUGCAGUGGACGUGGCUGGGCCAUGCAGAACUGCAGUUUGGAGACUGCGUCCUCCACGUCUCCACGCUGCAGAUGUACAUCCUGCUGUGCUUCAACAGCGCCGAGGAGGUGGCUGUGGAGGCCCUGCUGCAGGCUACAGGGCUCCCUGCUGACCUGGUGCACCAUGCACUGACACCGCUGACCCACGGCGAAGGCAUCCUGGUGUGGAGCUGCACGCCAGGAGCUCCAGGUGUACUGCGGCUGAACCAGGCAGCCCUGGCCCAUGCCUCUGGCCGCCGCUUGAGGCUGCUGCCCCGGCAGAGGUACCUGCGGGCAGAGAGGGCUGAGGUCAGCGCCCUGGAAAGGAAGAGGAACAUCCUCUGCUGCCUCAUCACCCGCAUCCUCAAGGUGGAGAAGCAGCUCCACAUUGACAACCUGGUGUUUAGGGUGAUUGAUGCCUGUCAGAAGGGCGAGUUGGGGCCAGGGCUGCAGUUCCUGAGCUUCUGCUGCCACAGCGUGGAUGUGCUGUCCUGUGUCCUGCACCUGCUGAACCAGGGCUAUCUCCGGCGCCAGGAGGAGAGACCUCAUGUCUUGGAAUACAUCUCUGCUGAACCUGCAACACCCGCUACCUCCCAGGUCCAGUCCCAGGUUGCCUUCCAGACUGUAGAGAUCAAGAUGGCAGCAAGCCCUGCCUCUGCCGAAAGGAGACAGACUUUUUCCACCUUCAGGUAGUCAGGGACUUGGCUGGGCUGGGAGGACAUAGGCUGUGUGGAGUCUGUGGGUUUUAUUUUAAAUAAAUGAGCCAAGCUCCACCCACUCCCAGUUCAUAGUCUGUUGGAGAGCUCAGCUGGCCAGUGUUUGGGAGCCGGGCCAGGUUAUACUGCUGGCUGCUGUGCCCAGGCAGCCCUGACACCUGUGCUUGCUGGAGUGGUGGUAGCCACACCCUACUCACAUUUGUUCUCUCCCAGCUGUGCUGGGCCAUACCCUCAGACAUGGAGGGACACAAACACCCCUGCUGUAAUGGUACC
Messenger RNA from Grus americana (Whooping crane), 6369 nucleotides. RefSeq names its product cullin-9-like. Bases 167 to 6073 code for a protein of 1968 amino acids. The record is from RefSeq and is a predicted model, not a curated record. The transcript has 30 exons. Gene Ontology annotation, biological process: ubiquitin-dependent protein catabolic process. Gene Ontology annotation, molecular function: ubiquitin protein ligase binding. Lineage: Eukaryota; Metazoa; Chordata; Aves; Gruiformes; Gruidae.